UGGGUCGGUGUGUCCUGCAGGGCGCAAUCCCUGUCCAUCGGUCUGAGCUCUGCCCGCCCGCCGCGCAUCUGCCCUUCUUUCCUGACUCCGCCCCGCAUCUGUCCGGAACCUCCUCGCGUCUGAGCUGACCCAGUGCGCGUCUGCCAGUCAGUCCCUCCGGACCCGCCGCGAGUCUCAGGCUGCCGAAAUCUCUGCGCGUCACUCGCCUCAACAGUGAUUCUGAGUCUGCUUUUAGCUUCCUUCGCCUUGGCUUUUUUUCUGUUUGUGAACAGCUGCUUGGCCCAUAGCUUAGAGAAAGCAACCUCUUUUUCUCUCCCAAGAAAGCCUCCUCCCUGUGCUCAGAGAGAUGGGGAGUGGGGAGCCUAAUCCUGCUGGCAAGAAAAAGAAGUACCUCAAGGCUGCCCUGUAUGUGGGUGACUUGGACCCAGAUGUCACCGAGGACAUGUUAUAUAAAAAGUUCAGGCCUGCUGGCCCUCUUCGCUUCACCCGAAUCUGCCGUGACCCGGUGACCCGCAGCCCCCUGGGCUAUGGUUAUGUUAACUUCCGCUUUCCUGCGGAUGCUGAGUGGGCCUUGAACACCAUGAAUUUUGAUUUGAUUAACGGCAAACCUUUCCGCCUAAUGUGGUCUCAGCCAGAUGACCGCUUAAGAAAGUCUGGAGUUGGAAAUAUAUUCAUCAAAAACCUGGACAAAUCCAUAGACAAUAGGGCCCUUUUUUAUCUGUUUUCUGCUUUUGGGAGCAUUCUCUCCUGCAAGGUAGUAUGCGAUGACAACGGCUCUAAGGGUUAUGCCUAUGUGCACUUUGACAGCCUGGCCGCUGCCAAUAGGGCCAUCUGGCACAUGAAUGGAGUGCGGCUCAACAACCGCCAGGUGUACGUUGGCCGAUUCAAAUUUCCGGAAGAGCGGGCAGCUGAAGUUAGAACUAGGGAUAGAGCGACUUUCACCAAUGUUUUCGUUAAAAACUUUGGAGAUGACAUGGAUGACGACAAACUGAAGGAACUUUUCAGUGAAUACGGGCCAACUGAGAGUGUUAAGGUAAUAAGAGAUGCCAGUGGGAAAUCGAAAGGCUUUGGAUUUGUGAGAUACGAGACACACGAGGCUGCCCAAAAGGCUGUGUUAGACCUGCAUGGAAAGUCCAUCGAUGGGAAAGUCCUCUAUGUAGGGCGAGCACAGAAGAAAAUUGAACGCCUGGCCGAGUUAAGGCGAAGAUUUGAGCGGCUGAGAUUAAAAGAAAAAAGUCGGCCUCCAGGGGUGCCUAUCUAUAUUAAGAACCUAGACGAGACCAUCGAUGAUGAAAAACUGAAGGAGGAAUUUUCUUCCUUUGGAUCAAUUAGCCGGGCCAAAGUGAUGGUGGAAGUGGGGCAAGGCAAAGGGUUUGGUGUUGUCUGCUUCUCCUCUUUUGAAGAGGCUACCAAAGCAGUAGAUGAGAUGAAUGGUCGCAUAGUGGGCUCCAAGCCUCUGCAUGUCACGCUGGGCCAGGCCAGGCGCAGGUGGUGAGAAUAAGAAUGCUCAAUUUGUUUCAGCCUUAAGCUGGUGCCUACUUAGUUUGGGCUACUUUGUGAUAAGAGGUUAUUUUAUGUGAAUUCACAGCAUUUUUUAAGUGAAUACUUUCUUUUGAAAAAAAGUGAAACUAGAAAACCUUGUUCAUUUUAGUGAAGAACAUAAUUUCUAAUUGUAAAACUGUCAUUUUGUACUAUUUUUCGAUAUAAUAGCCUUAGGAAUAUGUAGAAUAAAAUUUAUUCCUCCACAUGCUUUUUUGCUAAACCAGUCAAGUGAGGUAAUGGAGUAUAUUUCCUUCCUUAUUUCACUAAUACUACUAAAUUUAUUUUCUCCUAUGAAAGUAUUCUCGAGAUGGUCCUUACUUCUGAGUCUAUCACAGUGAAAAUUUCUAACUUGUUUUUUGAGAAAUCAGUAGAGCAGGGGAAAGCGUAUAUGAUCCAGUUAAUAUUUGUGUAUAGGUUCACUUUAAAUUAUUAUUUAAAAUGAAUAUUCCUUUUAAAAGAUGUGAGCUUUCUUUCUUCCUUUUAUUUAUUUAUAUAUUUUUUUCCUUUUUAAUAUAUUGUGGGCAUACCACAGACUUGAUAGUGACUUUGACUAAGUUUUGAGAGUUUUCGUUAUUAACUUCAUGCCCAGAGAAAGAAGCAUAUUGGUAUUUCCUCAAUCAAUACCUUAGAAAAUUAAUACUUUAAACAUUGAUUAUUUAAAUUCUAAGUUUCAUCUUAAAAACCUUUUCUGAAAGCUUUGAUAUUUGAAGACAGUCUAAGGAGCAUUCUUUUUUCUUUUUUUUUUGCGGUAUGCAGGCCUCUCACUGUUGUGGCCUUUCCCAUUGUGGAGCACAGGCUCCGGACGCGCAGGCUCAGCGGUCAUGGCUCACGGGCCCAGCCGCUCCGCGGCAUGUGGGAUCUUCCCGGACUGGGGCAUGAACCCGUGUCCCCUGCAUCAGCAGGCGGACUCUCAACCACUGCACCACCAGGGAAGCCCUAAGGAGCAUUCUUAUCACUCAUUUUUCUAAACUCCUUAGUAGGUAUACAUGGAUCAUGUUUAAUCAACAAGAAAGGUGAAUAACAGCACUGAAUUGCCUUUGUCUAUAAAUAACUUUAGGAUUAACUUCAGCCUCUAUUGUGUCAAUAUAGAAGGUAAACAAUCCUGUAAUGAUGUGGAAAUCUACUUUGAAUAACAUCUUCUAUUAAACUUGUCAUUAUCUCUAAUAAAUUGUUGAAUAUAUCAAUAAGGUAAUAUUCACAGAUGUUUCAAAGUUAAGGAAAAGGUCAUUUCUCUUGAUUAAGUCACAUGCCUCCAUCUAUCAUAUGAGAGCUCUUGUUUUCUUUUUGUCUAGCUGCUUGGAAGUUGCGACAAAAUGUUCUGUUCUAUAUUGCAAUUACAUUAUUUAGCCUGUAAUUUCUAUACGAUGGACUUUCUGUGUUUCACUUUUAGUUCCCUCUUCUCCAUAUCCAUCUACCUUCCAUACAUAUUACACUUGCUUUCAUAUUUUCUUUGGAUUGCCUUUCUUUUAAUAUACGCCAGUUCGAAUUGAUUUUGGGAUUAGAGAGAUAAAUACCUAAUUUAUGUAAAAUUGAAAUAAUUACUUUUUAAAAAUAGGAUUCACUCAUACCACAGAUCCAACAGUAAGAAAAUGUUGUAACUCUAUUCUCAGUUGGUUUUUAUUUAUAUAGAAAUCUUUGGUUUCAUACAUAAUACAAUAUAAAUAUAUAAUUUUAUUAACACUUUUGUUGGCUAUUUGCCCAUAAAAUAAUGAGAAUAACCUGUUUCUAUGUAAUUGUUUAUCUACAAAUGACUUGUAUAUUCAUUAUCAAAUAUUUUCAAAUGGAAAUUACUGUUUUUAUUGAUUAUAAACAUAAUACAUGCUUCUUGUAAAAUAAUGUACAACAAUGCAGAAACUUAUAAAGAAGGAAUUAAAAUUCCCAGAGUUCAGAGAUAACCACUAUUAAUAUUUUGUGUGUGCAUUAAUAUUUUAAGUGUGUGCAUAUACUUUCAUGCCUUUUCCUCUAUGUAUACACACACUGUUUUACAAAAAAAAAGAAAACAUACUAUAUGUACUGUUUUUUUAUUUUAAACUAAAACAUAAUCAUCUUUUCAUAUCAAUAAAUACCAAUCUGUAUCAUCAAUUAGUGACUGCAUAGUAUUCCAUUGGGUGGAUGUACUAUAACUUACCUUAAGUAGUUCAUUAUUGAAUGAGAUUUACAUGCUUUUCAAUGUUUCUACAUUUGUAAGCAAUGCUGUGAUGAGCAUCCUUGCUUAAAAACAGUAUGAGUUAUAGGAGCUUGAUAAAAAAUAUCUAGAGCAUGUAAAAGCUUAAAUCUACUAAAAAAAUAAAAAUGCACAUCAUAUUGAUAUAUAUGUAUCUAAAAUUU
Molecule: messenger RNA, 3870 nt
Organism: Globicephala melas (long-finned pilot whale)
Lineage: Eukaryota; Metazoa; Chordata; Mammalia; Artiodactyla; Delphinidae
Gene: PABPC5
Product: poly(A) binding protein cytoplasmic 5
Cellular component (GO): nucleus; ribonucleoprotein complex; cytosol
Molecular function (GO): poly(A) binding; poly(U) RNA binding; mRNA 3'-UTR binding
Source: RefSeq, a predicted model, not a curated record